AUGUCUCUCUCUCUCUCUCUCUCUCUCUCUCUAUCUAUCUAUCUAUCUAUGUAUUUUUCUUCUUUUUUCACAUUCUUUCUUCAUAUUUACCUGUUUUCUCAUUCAGUCUUAUUCUUCUUUACUUAUUUUCUCAUUCUUUCUUUCUUCUUUUUCUUUACCUAUUUUUUCAUUCUAUUUCUUCUUUACCUGUUUUUUCAUUCUUUCUUAUUCUUCAUUAACUAUUUUCUCAUUCUUUCUUUACGUAUUUUUCAUUUAUUUUCUUCUUUAUUGAUUUUCUUAUUCCUCCUCAUUCUUCCUUACCUAUUUUUCAUUCUCUCUAUUCUUUACCUAUUUUCUCAUUCUUUUUCUUCUUUACUUGUUUUCUCAUUCUUUUUUCCUCUUCCUUACCUAUUUUCUCAUUCUUUCUUCUUCUUUACUUAUUUUCUUUUUCUUUAUCUAUUUUUCAUUCGUUUUUUUCUUUUCCUAGUUUUCAUUCUUUCUUCUUCUUUGUUUAUUUUCUCAUUCCUUCUUCUUAUUUACCUGUUUUCUUAUUCUUACUUCUUCUUUACUUAUUUUCUCAUUAGCUAUUUUUCUUUCUUUUUCUUCUUUAUCUAUUUUCUAAUUCUUUCUUCUUCUUCUUUUUUAUCUAUUUUAUCAUACUUUUUCUCUUUUACUUAUUUUCUUAUUCUUUCUUUACCUAUUUCUUUAUUUCUUCAUCCAGUUGUUUCUUUCAUUUCUUAUUCUUCCAAUUUUUUCUUCUUUAUUUUUAUCAUCUUUAUAUUUUUUCUUCUUGCUUCAUUUUUUUUCAUUUUUUCUUCUUUUCAUUCUUACAGCUAUUUUUUUCUUCUUCCAUUUCUUCUUUAUCCAAAUGUUAUUUCUUCUUCUUGUUUCCAUUUUAUCGUUUCGUCUCCUUCUAAUUCUUCUUCUUUAUCAUUUUUUCAUUUCUUCUUGUUUCAAUUCUUCUUCUCCUUCUUUUUCUUCUUUUUCUUCCUCUUCUUCAAACCGUUUCUCUCUUUCUUCUUCAUCUUUCCUCGUCUUCCUCUUUUUUCCUUCUUGAUUUAUUCAACAUUUUCAUCCUUCUUCCUUUUGCCUAACUUUUCGAAUACUCUUGUCUUUUUCCUCUUCCAUUUUUCACUUUCUUUCACUUUUCUUCAUUUUUCGGGUUUCUUAUUUGUUUUUAUUCUUCCUUUUUUUUUCUUUAUAUUUUUUCCCCAUAUUUUGAAGAUAUAUUUUUUUUCUCUUUUUUUCAUUUUAUAUCUAAAUUCUUUUCGUGUUUUCAUAUUAUACUUUUUACUUUCUCUCUUCCUGAUAUUCACUUUUCCUUUUUUUUAUUCUUCAUUCCAUAUUCUUUCUUUCUUUCUUUCUUUCUUUCUUUCUUUCUUUCUUUCUUUCUUUCUUUCUUGCUUGCUUUCUUUCUUUCUUUCUUUCUUUCUUUCUUUCUUUCUUUCUUUCUUUCUUUCAGAUAUUUACUUUUCCAUAUUCACCUUUCCUUUUUCUGAAUCUUCUUUUUCUUUCUUCUUUGCAAUAUCUUUCUUUCUUUUUUACAGAUAUUCAUCUUUCCUUAUUCUGAUUUUCUUUAAUUUUUUCUUUCUUUCUUCCAGAUAUUCACCUUUCCUUUUCCUGAAGCUUCCUUCACUUUCUUUCUUUCUUUCUUUCUUUCUUUUCUUUCUUUCUUUCUUUCUUUCUUUCUUUCUGUUAUUCACCUUUUCUUUUUCUGAAUCUUCUUUCCUUCUUUCUUACAUUGCUCCUUUUUCUUACUUUCAUUUCAGCCUUACAUUUUCUCUGUUUUAUACAAACCUUUAG
Molecule: messenger RNA, 1782 nt
Organism: Acanthosepion pharaonis
Lineage: Eukaryota; Metazoa; Mollusca; Cephalopoda; Sepiida; Sepiidae
Source: the annotation of a GenBank genome assembly